This is a messenger RNA of Fusarium venenatum, 1932 nucleotides long. NCBI's taxonomy places the organism in Eukaryota, Fungi, Ascomycota, Sordariomycetes, Hypocreales, Nectriaceae. The record is from RefSeq and is a predicted model, not a curated record.
AUGGGCACUCAACCAGCGAGGCGUCCUUCGAACCCACCAUCACAGCCGCACAAUUCUUCUCCGUCUACCUCUACUCCCGGCAGCCGAAGACAAGACGCACAUGGACACCACAAAGCUGGUGUUUCAUUGCCAUCAACCAGCCCUUCUGCUAUCGACUCGAUGACGGCUGUCUUCGAUGAGGGAUCUAGCACUGGAGAGUUCUUUGGUAAAAGUAGCGCUGGUUCUUUUACAGCCCAGAUCAAGAAAGCCAUCGAUGUGAGACUAGGGAGGCCUGCAACAAACUCACAAGAUAACCCAUCAUGUGUUUCUCGAUCAGCUGGCGGUAUCGAUUCUACUACCUCGGCGUCGUUUCCAGCAUUCCCAUACGUUCUUCCCCCGCGUAGGCAAGCGGAUCACCUCAUGGAGCUCUACUGGUUCUACGUCGACCCAUUGUAUCCCUUCCUUGAUAGGACGCGUUGGAACAGAGCAUACGAUGCCAUCUUCGCUGGAACGGCAAUGGACUUGGACGAGCGCAUCUUUAUGGCUACCCUCAACGUAAUACUAGCCCUCUCGACACAGCUUCUUGAGUCACAAUCUUUAGAUCAACGUGAGCAAUCGAGUGAGACAUUCUUCCGUCGAGCACAGGAGUUACUGCCAAUGAAUCCUUGGGAACCUGGUUCUCUGGAACUGGUACAAUGCCUCUUGGUGACGAGCCAGUAUCUUCAAAGUACUUACAAUCCCCAUCAAACCUGGAUGGUGAUUGGGUCAGCUAUCAGGAUGGCUCAGGGCUUGGGCUUGCAUUUACCUGAGACAUCCUCAAGUCGAUCAGAUCUUGGAGAACGGGAGUUGCUGAGACGGAUUUGGUACGGCUGUGUUCUCAUGGACCGGAUGGUAUCUGUUACCCAUGGUCGCCCUGCCAUGAUCUCACAACAUCUCGCAAAAUCUGUCCCACUCCCAACAGAAUCAACCACGAAUGAGCCAUGCAAAAUACAGAAUCCAGAAUACUACAGCUUUUUCGUGCGGUCAGUUCGCCUAUACGAGAUAAUUCACAAGACUAUGAUGGCAUUCUAUAGUCAUAUACAGGACAGCCGAUCUAAAGAGAAAGAGACACAUUCGGAUCCCGAGAGCUCAGACGGUGAAGAUGAUGAUCUCGAUAGGGUGGUCCAGCUUGAUCGAUGCAUCAGCAGAUGGGAGUCAAGACUGCCGAAUCAUCUAAGAUGGGACUUGCUCGAGUCAAACACAGACAAAAUAGCCCAACGACAGGCGGUUAUUCUGCGCAUGAGAUUCCUCCACGCACGGAUCCUGCUACUUAGACCGGUCUUGUCCCGGUUCUGCCUAUCGCCAUUCCCAUCGAAAAGGCCGCAAGCUGAAGACAACUUGCAAACACGUGUCAUCCAACAAAGUGCCAUGUUCUGCGUUGCCACGGCCCAGAAUAUGAUCAACACACUCGUCGCACAUCAAUCAAUGGACAGGACGGUCGGCCUUCUCCCAGCAUGGUGGUACCGAGUUUAUUAUGUCUACUCAGCUGCAACUGUCCUGAUCGCAGCCAAAUUGAGACCCGAUAUAUUUUCUGCUGCGGGAAUCGGACAAUCUUGGGGCCAGGCCAUCUCACUCCUCAAGACACAUGAACAAUUUGGGCAGUCAGCAAAGAGAUGCGUUACUGCUUUGCACAUUCUCUCGUCCAAGAUUUUACAGGCUACAUCUAGAGGUUCACUGGGACGUGAGGUUGUAAACAACAAUGGGAUACCAAACCUAGAUACACGAGACGACCAGAUAUCUCCACAUAUGGUACCCGACAUCGAAUCAAUUGAUCGUAUCCAGCAGAUGGUUCAGGGAUUUGAAUCACCAGUGCCUGAUUUCAACCCUCAGGACUUUGUAGAUUUUGACUUCAAUGUCAAUGACAUGUCUUGGUUGAACGAUAUCCAAGGAGUUUGGGAGCUUCUCAAUGAAUAG